ACUUUUUCCGUCUGUUGUGAGAUGAUGACGUCACGAGGCCGUAUAAAAAGCCUACUUGAGGGUGAGGCGCGUUAUUACAAUAAAAAUGUGGAGGAGUUUAGUGGUCGUUUGCUUUUUGGGGGUGAGUGUUGUUUCGGGAGCUCCUUUGUUCCGGGAUGAGACAUUCACCCCUUCACCUCCAGGGGUGAGACCCCCUUGUGCUGCCAAGACGGCGACUUUCUGCGAAAAAGUGGAUAAAUAUCCUGCAAAAACUAUUCAAAAGCUACUGGAAUCGAAAGCUUAUGAUUUCGAUGAUUGGUUCAUUGAUGAAAGGGAUGGACUUGAAGAACCUCCAGAAUUCUUGCACGAAGAUUUGCUGAUCUUGCCUGGCAACAAGUCCCUCCUGAAUCGCAAGAGCAGAUCGGUUACAGAGAAGUCCAGUCCAAACUUGUCCGUGUCGGAGCUCGCUAAGAAGUGUCCCAUCCUCAGCAAGGCGGCAUUGCCCAAAAUGGCGGCCAGUAGCUCUGGAGAAUGGAAGUUCAUUGUGCAGGACGAACAUUCGGAGACGAACCAGAAGAUCAAAGUGCAUCUAUGCGAUAAAAGUGAAGAGUGCAGCACGUACUGUACACAGUUCUACUCUCCAGUUUCCAUGGUGUUCCUAAGCCACAACGGGACGGUCGCCAAAGAUACAUUCUGGAUGCCAAGUUCGUGUCGCUGCCAUACUGACCCCAUCAAUAACUUCUAAAGAAGUUGUCUGUGAAAUAUGUUUUUAAAAGAAAAGGAGAAAAGAGCAAAGGAUGAAAGAUUUGAAGUUUUUUUAUGCAAAAUCUGUGUAAUAAGAAAGAUUUAUUGUCUUUUUAUGCAAAAUCUAUGUUACAAAGAUUUAUUUCUUGUAAUGGAAACCACGUCCGGCUGGUUUUUUUCGCAGAAUGGAAAUUCAGAAGUGCCAAAAUGCAGUUUUUAUUUAUCAUAUAUAGAGUGAAAAUUUUGUGUUUAAUGCAUAAAUCCUUAAGAUUGGAUUCAUAUAUGUGACCUCAUGAUCACAUAGUAUGUAUAAAUACAUAUAUAACUAAACAUCUGACAUCUAAUUAUAUGUUAUUUUUCAUCACGUUACCAGGACCCUAAUUUUCCCUUAAAUACUAGGCAUUGGGGAACCAAAUAUUAACUUUGCCUCAAACAAGACCUAUAAACCUCAAAAACAAGAAUUUACCCUAUGCCAGGUCAUAAGGUUAUUUUCUCAUAUUACAUGGACCUGCCCUAGCGAAUGUAUUCCAUUACUCCUAGUGAAUGCGUCCAAUGUAUCCCAUUAUACCUUAAUGAAGAUAUUUCAUUAUGCCUUAAUGAAAGUGUCCAAUGUCUCCAUCAUACCCUAGUAAAUUAAUCUUGAUUAAUCUACUAGAGAAUUAAUCUACUAAGGUAUGCAUACAUAAAAUGUUCUGAUUCAGUUGUGUGCGAUGAAUUCAUUUCUUUGUAUGAACUCUCGGAUCGCCAGAUUAGAGACAAAGUUAUGUUUUUUUUAUUCCUUCUAUUUGUUAUUCUUGUCUUACCUGCAUGACUUUGACAACUGGAAAAUGAAGAUAUCUAUUUUUCACUUAAUAUUUCCUUUGGGCAUUAGCUAUAAUACGUGCUUGUCGUUACAACUGAAUCAAAAGUGAGAUAUUUUAGAUGAUGAAAAGUGUGCCUAUUGUGAGUUUAUUUCCAAAUACAUAAGAAGAGAUAGCUUUGAUUCUAAAUACUAUCUAUAAUCAUAAUUUAGUUAUGUCUCUCAAAUCACUCAUAGUUAUAUUAGUAUUAGCUAAACAAUAAAAUUUCUGGAAAUGAAAGUUAAAUUUCCUUUAUGAAUUUGAAGGACGAUAAAUAAAUCAAUAGAUAUAAAAAACAAAAAUAUAAAGAAAAAAAAGACAUUUAAAAAAUAAAUUAUUGUGAAAACUAAAUUUACAGUAUUGUAGAUGCAGUAAUAAAUUAAAAAUCGUGAUAACAUUCCUACGUCAAUGAAAAUUCAUCAUGAAAGAUACAGGAAAAACCCAUUUGUCUGAUCGAGUCCAAACCUGUCUAUGUAAAAUAUUCCGAUACAAAGUAUAUUUCAGUUACAGUUAUUAAGUUAUAUGGCUUCAUAAAUAAUUAUUGUUGGAUUUUGUUCUGAAAUCCUUUAUGAUAAAUCUUUAUCUGCAACUGAUGGAACACUAAGAAAGUUACAUUCAUAAAAUAUUGUUUAUUUUUUGUAAUUUUUGAUAUAUUUGACACGAUUGAUAGAUUCCCAAAAGGUGAUAUUCAUGGAAAUAUAAAAAAACAAACAGAAUAAACAUAUAACAGAAUAAAAGAAUUGCAACAUUAUUUAUUACAAUAGAUUCAUGCUAUAUGAUAACUUUUAUAGAUUAUUAGCCAAAAAAUUGUUAAACUUCGAAUUCCUUGAAAAUUCAUACUUAAAUAUUAUAGAAUAACUAACUGGCAAUAGAAUUUUCAAAUGAAUAAGCUUGCUGAAUCCUCAAAUUUAAUGCAUAAUUGUAGAAAUUACACUUUAGAAUUAAUUAUAAGCAUAUAUUUUUAUAAAUAGAAAUUCUUAGAAGAUGACGAAUGAAAACAAUUACACGCGUUUGGGUACCUGAUAUUCACAUUACAUUUCUUACCAUGUUGCCAUUCUGCUAUUCAACAAAAUAUGAGAAUUUACUGAUAAAAUACGGUUUCCUAUAUGAAGAGGUUUCUUCAGAUGCAUAUUUUUGAAUAUAUUUUGCCAAAAAUAUCGUAUAUAUAUUUGUUAUGUGUGCAAUUGUUUAUCAUUCAUGUUUACGUUUUGUGUAUAUGACAUUUGUUUAUUUGUUGCCAAUUUAUCAUCGUUUCAUCCAUUACUCUGUGUACAAUUUUUAUUUUUUACUGUUGUAUUUAUAUCUUAAUAAAAAUAUUUCCUAUUA
Molecule: messenger RNA, 2888 nt
Organism: Argiope bruennichi
Lineage: Eukaryota; Metazoa; Arthropoda; Arachnida; Araneae; Araneidae
Product: protein spaetzle 5-like
Exons: 3
Coding region: 86-724 (212 amino acids)
Biological process (GO): innate immune response; regulation of Toll signaling pathway; central nervous system formation
Cellular component (GO): extracellular region
Molecular function (GO): growth factor activity; Toll binding
Source: RefSeq, a predicted model, not a curated record